Molecule: messenger RNA, 663 nt
Organism: Echinops telfairi (small Madagascar hedgehog)
Lineage: Eukaryota; Metazoa; Chordata; Mammalia; Afrosoricida; Tenrecidae
Product: amine sulfotransferase-like
Exons: 5
Coding region: 1-663 (220 amino acids)
Biological process (GO): sulfation
Cellular component (GO): cytoplasm
Molecular function (GO): sulfotransferase activity
Source: RefSeq, a predicted model, not a curated record
AUGGAUAGAGCCCCAUUUCUGGAGUACAAUAUUAGGAAAGUUGACCAUUCCGUGCGCCCGUCUCCUCGCCUCUUCGCCUCCCACCUUCCGUAUUAUUUAGUUCCAAAGGGCCUCAGGAACAACAAAAGUAAAGUUAUUUAUGUCUACAGAAAUCCUAAGGAUGUUUUGGUCUCCUAUUUUCACUUUACAAAACUUUUGGCUACAUUAGAAGAUGUAGAUAGUAUAGAGCACUUCAUGAAAAGAUUUCUUGAUGGAAAAGUGGUGGGAAGCCUUUGGUUUGAUCACGUCAGAGGCUGGUACGAGCACAGACACAGUUUCAAUGUUCUGUUUCUGAGGUACGAAGACAUGAAGAAGGAUCUGAGAAGUUGUGUGCUUAAAAUCUGCAGUUUUCUUGAGAAAGAACUGAGUGACGAGGCUGUGGAUGAUGUUGUGAGAAAAGCCACUUUUCAAAACAUGAAAUCUGAUCCACAAGCAAAUUAUAAUAAAAUUGUAAAAGAAGAAAUUGGGUCAAGAACAGAUGAUAUUCGUUUCCUACGCAAAGGUACAAUUGGAGACUGGAAACAUUACCUGACUGUGGAGCAGAGUGAGAUGUUUGACAGGAUCUUCCAAAGGAAGAUGAAAGAUAUUCCUCUGAAGUUCACCUGGGAUGUAAAGGAGGAAUAG